Anastrepha ludens (Mexican fruit fly) is the source of this 993-nucleotide messenger RNA. Its product is annotated as putative nuclease HARBI1. The record is from RefSeq and is a predicted model, not a curated record. The transcript has 2 exons. NCBI's taxonomy places the organism in Eukaryota, Metazoa, Arthropoda, Insecta, Diptera, Tephritidae. Bases 1 to 993 code for a protein of 330 amino acids.
AUGGAAAAACGAUACUUGAGUUUAGCAAACAAUUUAAUAAAUGACCUCCUGGAGUCGUCGUCCUCUUCUUCAGAUGACGAGGAGCUCGGCGUACUUUUAAAUCCAAAAACUAACUGCUUACGCGUAAAUAACUUUGUAAAUGAAGUAUCAACUUGUACACAGGCCGCAGGGUUUUGCUGCAAUAAAACUACCAUAUGUGAGGUUAGCAACCUGUUUAAUGUGUCAUAUUCUUGUGCCCAUAACGUGAUAAACAAUGUUGUGUCGUUUCUGAUUGGACUUUCACCAGACAUCAUAAAAUUCCCCCAAAGUGCUACUGAAAAAGAGAUUAUAUCAAAUGAGUUUGCGGCAAUCUCUGGUUUUCCUAACGUAUUAGGCUGCAUUGACGGGACCUACAUUUCGAUAAGGGCGCCGAAAAAAAAAUUCGUUCAACAUACAUAUAUAAAUAGGCAUGACACAAUUUCCGUGACUAUGCAGGGUAUAUGUGAUGCAAAUUUAAAAUUUUUCGAUGUUUUCACUGGCGUGGCGAGUAAAGUGGACGACUCGCGUGUGUUGAAGUUAUCUUUCAUUGGUAAAGAACUUCCAAAGCUAUGUUUACCAAAAUAUCAUGUGUUAGGGGAUUCUGCAUAUCCGAUCCGAAAUUAUUUGUUAACGCCGUAUAGGGAUUACGGGAAUUUAACUGAGCAAGAAAAGAGAUACAAUUACAAAUUUAGUCAAACACGGGUCCGAAUUGAAAACGCCUUUGGAUUGUUAAAAUGUCGUUUCCGGCAACUUAUGCGAUUAGAUUUUCAUGAAGUUGAGACUACAGCGAAAUUUAUACUAGCAUGCUGCGUACUUCAUAAUGUUUGCAUAGACAAACAAGAUUUUAUAGAGAAAAAAGAAUACUGCGUUGAUCCUGCUUCCGUUCAGGAACAACAUUUUCCUUUCGAAGUAAGCGACACUGUUCUUACUGAGCUGGACGAAAUAAAAAGAAGCCAAAUAAAGUCACUUUUUUGA